Molecule: messenger RNA, 4764 nt
Organism: Neomonachus schauinslandi (Hawaiian monk seal)
Lineage: Eukaryota; Metazoa; Chordata; Mammalia; Carnivora; Phocidae
Gene: HDAC9
Product: histone deacetylase 9
Exons: 11
Coding region: 239-1942 (567 amino acids)
Biological process (GO): chromatin organization
Cellular component (GO): histone deacetylase complex
Molecular function (GO): histone deacetylase activity
Source: RefSeq, a predicted model, not a curated record
UUUCCCCUCAAGUUAGACUGUUUUUAUAAAGUCGUGCUGUAGCAGAGAAGUGAGCUUGAAAACUGAUUUUGGGUCUGUAGCAUCAGGUACUACUUAACCAGUGGGAGGGACUGAUAAAAUUAGCAAGUUGACUAACCACUUCCCUUCCUUGUGGCUCUUUAAUAUUAUAACGGAUACAGAAAAGUUCAGAAGGACUGGGCUAGUUUUCGAAACCACAGCACACUUUGGCAAAGAGGGAAUGUACAACAGAACGGAUGGGGUGGCUGGACGAGAGCAGCUCUUGGCUCAGCAGAGAAUGCACAGUAUGAUCAGCUCAGUGGAUGUGAAGUCAGAAGUUCCUGUGGGCCUAGAGCCCAUCUCACCUUUAGACCUAAGGACAGACCUCAGGAUGAUGAUGCCCGUGGUGGAUCCUGUUGUCCGCGAGAAGCAACUACAGCAAGAAUUACUCCUCAUCCAGCAACAGCAGCAAAUCCAGAAGCAGCUCCUGAUUGCCGAGUUUCAGAAACAGCAUGAAAACUUGACACGACAGCACCAGGCUCAGCUCCAGGAGCACAUCAAGUUGCAACAGGAACUCCUAGCCAUCAAACAGCAGCAAGAACUCCUAGAGAAGGAGCAGAAACUGGAGCAGCAGAGGCAAGAACAGGAAGUAGAGAGGCACCGCAGAGACCAGCCGCUUCCUCCCCUCAGAGGCAAAGAUAGAGGACGAGAAAGGGCAGUGGCAAGUACAGAAGUAAAGCAGAAGCUUCAAGAAUUCCUAUUGAGUAAAUCAGCAACAAAAGACACUCCAACAAAUGGAAAAAAUCAUUCCGUGAGCCGCCAUCCCAAGCUCUGGUACACGGCUGCCCACCACACGUCACUGGAUCAAAGCUCUCCACCCCUGAGUGGAACAUCUCCAUCCUACAAAUACACAUUACCAGGAGCACAGGAUGCGAAGGAUGAUUUCCCCCUUCGAAAAACUGAAUCCUCUGUCAGUAGCAGCUCCCCAGGGUCUGGCCCCAGCUCACCAAACAAUGGGCCAACUGGAAACGUUACUGAAAACGACACCUCAGUUUUGCCCCCUACUCCUCAUGCUGAGCAAAUGGUGUCCCAGCAACGCAUUCUAAUUCAUGAAGAUUCCAUGAACCUGCUCAGUCUUUAUACCUCUCCCUCUUUGCCCAACAUUACCUUGGGGCUUCCGGCGGUGCCCACGCAGCUCAACGCUUCGAAUUCACUCAAAGAAAAACAGAAGUGUGAGACCCAGACGCUCCGACAAGGCGUCCCUCUGCCUGGGCAGUACACGGGCAGCAUCCCAGCGUCUUCAAGCCAUCCCCAUGUGGCUUUAGAGGGAAAGCCCAACAGCAGCCACCAGGCGCUCCUGCAGCAUCUAUUAUUGAAAGAACAAAUGCGACAGCAGAAGCUUCUUGUGGCUGGUGGAGUUCCCUUACAUCCUCAGUCUCCGUUGGCAGCAAAGGAGAGAAUUUCACCUGGCAUUAGAGGUACCCACAAAUUACCCCGGCACAGACCCCUGAAUCGAACCCAGUCUGCACCUCUGCCUCAGAGCACAUUGGCUCAGCUGGUCAUUCAGCAGCAACACCAGCAAUUCUUGGAGAAGCAGAAGCAAUACCAGCAGCAGAUCCACAUGAACAAACUGCUUUCGAAAUCUAUUGAACAACUGAAGCAACCAGGCAGUCACCUGGAGGAAGCAGAGGAAGAGCUUCAGGGGGACCAGGCGAUGCAGGAAGACAGAGCGCCCUCUAGUGGCAACAGCACUAGGAGCGACAGCAGUGCUUGUGUGGAUGACACACUGGGACAAGUUGGGGCAGUGAAGGUCAAGGAGGAGCCGGUGGACAGUGAUGAAGAUGCUCAGAUCCAGGAAAUGGAAUCUGGGGAGCAGGCUGCUUUUAUGCAACAGGUAAUAGGCAAAGAUUUAGCUCCAGGAUUUGUAAUUAAAGUCAUUAUCUGAAUAUGAGAUGCAUUGCUGGUUUUGGUAAAUGGAUAUUAUUUCCUAUCUGUUUAUAUUUCUGAAUGAUUUGAUUUUAGUGGUUAAGGAUUCUACUUAAUGCAGAUAUAUCUAUAUAGAGAUUUCUCUAUAUACUGAUUUCUAUAUAGAUAUCAAGGUUUCAUUGAAACUCCACUGGUAAGGAAAUACUUGUUACACUAAAAUUAUACUACAUAAGUAUACAAGUAAUUAAUAGGCUUUAAAUUCAUCCCAAAGCCUGCUACACCAAUUACUUCUAAGGAAAACGAACUCACUGUUGUUUUUAGUUUAUCUGUUGAGAUCAGCGACUGCUGGAUAUAGUCACCCAGUCUGAUCAAUGAAACAUUCUAUUAGUUCUUGAUUUUUUUUUUGAUAUGUAGAAUUCAAUUUUCACAUUGUUGUACAUAAUGUAUCAUACUACAGUCUUGAACACUGUUAAAGGUAGUCUGCCCCUUCCUUCCUCUCUCUUUUUGUUAAGUUAAAUGUUCUGGUUACCACGCCAACAGUCCUUAGGUUAUUGUAUAGAUUGCAAUUGAAAAUAUUAGGAAUAGAGGUGGUUUUAAAUAUAUAGAUUGCAAAGUACAGCACUAUUUUAAAUAUUACAUUAUGUCUCACCUAGCACUGCUCAUUUUACUUUUAUCUUGUGUUAUUUGAUGACAUUGUUUAUCGAAAAAGAUCGAAUGAAGCCGAUGCAGAUAUUGGCCAGAAGUAAUGUGCAGCAUUAUGGUCCAAACAGAUACUAUAUGCUAUCUACAAUUGUAGAAAACACAGUAAUGGUAUGAUGAUUAUCUGAUACGAAGUCCCAAUCACGUUUAAAAGAAGAAGGUGUAUCAUAUUCUAUAAUCAUAUCAUUAGGAUCUCUUAGGUAGAAUUCCAUAAUGACUCGUUUUGGCAAAUAAGAACUUAGGAAAGUUAGGCUCAACAACAGAAUCUACUUGUAUAUAAUGCACCUUCAGAAGGACUGUGUCCUUUGAUGCUAUGAAAUACAAACAACUUUGAAGGCAACAGAAGACUCUGUUUAUUUAAGUCCGUUCUUUGUCAGGUUCCUGCUGUUCUCCUACAGAAAACUGAUUCUAUGAGGCUGAACAGGAAAUGCCUUGUGGAAACAGGAAGUCCAAGUGAUUCAUGUAAUGAGGAAUGUAGGGGAAAAAAAAAAAAAAACGGAGGAUAGUGUUUUACUCUUUCUGUUUUUAAAGGGCACUCUAUGAAUUGAUUUAUUGUCUAAGAAAAUAACACCGCAAGUAGGGAAAUUGUUAAGGAAGCUUUUCACUGGAACAUUUCCUUCAUACUCCCUUUUGAUAUGUUUACCUUGUUUUAUAGGUUUACUUUUGUUAAGCUAGUUAAAGAUUCCUUGUAUUAAGACCCCUUUAAUAUGGAUAAUCCAAAUUGACCUAGAAUCUUUGUGAGGUUUUUUUCUAUUAAAAUAUUUAUAUUUCUAAAUCCAAGGUAUUUUAAGGUGUAGUAUCCUGUUUCAAAGGAGAUAUAGCGAUUUUGCCAAAUGUAGACAUUGUAACAACUGUAUGUUAUUGGCACGUGUUGUUUACAUUUUGCUGUGACAUUUAAAAAUAUUUCUUAAAAAAAGGUCACUGCUAAAGAUACAUUAUCCUUUUUUAAAAAGUCUCCAUUCAAAUUAAAUUAACAUAACUAGAAGUUAGAAAGUUUAAAACUUUUCCAUAUAAUGAAAGUCCUUCUGUUAAUUUGACAAAUAGCUAUAAUAGGGCAACUUUUCCUAUUACCACCGUAUUUUGGUUAGUAUAUUCCUUAAGAUUAAAAUGACUUUUUGUCAGUUGUUUUGCAUUAAAAAUAUGGCAUUCCUAAGAUAAAAUUGUAUAUUUUUUCCAUCUCAUAAAUAUUCAUUUUCUUUAAAGUCUUUUUUCAAUCUCAUAAAAAAGGGAUAGUGCAUCUUUUAAAAUACAUUUUAUUUGGGGAGGAACAUGUGGCUGAGCAGACUUUUGUAUAAUAUUACUUCAAAGAUAUGUAAUCACAAACAAAAAAAAAAACCUAUUUUUUAUAAUGUCAUUUGAGAGAGCUUCAUCAGUACAGUUGGUGGACAUUAAUUGUUUGAAUUUGAUAGUCUUUGAAUUUAAUCAAGAAACUACCUGGAACCAGUGAAAAAGAAAGCUGGACUUAAUUCAUCUUAGAAUUAAUUGAUAAAUGUCUCUUUUCAAAUCUACUGUAUUUAUUAUAAUUUACACCCUUGAAGGUGAUCUCUUGUUUUGUGUUGUAAAUAUAUUGUUUGUAUGUUUCCUUCUUGCCUUCUGUUAUAAGUCUCUUCCUUUCUCAAAUAAAGUUUUUUUUAAAAGAUCCCCUUUCAUACAUUUGGCUUUGUGUAAACUUGAUAUACUUAAUCGGAUUUGAAGCUCAUGCGCUAGGUCUCAUAUACCAAAAUAUAUUGCCAUUCGUUGUUGAAACAAAAAAAUGAAGAUAUUUUGAGCAGUUAUUCUUCAUGCCAUUAAAAAUAAUAAACCCAACAAUGAUUUUAAACUGUUUAUGUCAGCUAUUAUCAAAUAGCAAACACAUGUAAAAUUUGUUGCCUUUUCCGUUUCCCAGUGUGGCCUCUUUUUCAUGAUAUGUUAUCAUGUUGGAUGUCAACUUCCAAAUAUAAAAUUUUAUAUAAAUGUUAAUUCCUAACUUUGCUCAACUUAAAAAAUUAUUUUUAAAAAGGUUAACAUAAUCCCUCCAAUGCAACAAGCACUCAAUAAAUAUCAAAAUAAAUAAUUUUCCAUGUAUCAUAAUAAUUUUAUCUGAUACAGUGACAGCCUGACCUACAAGUAUAAAGUAACAGCACAUAAACGUAAAGAGAAAAA